GCGUAUUAGAGAGGACCUUGUUAAGUACACCUGCGUUUUACAUUUAAUAUAUAAAAUCGCUGUUAUAUAGUAUAAAAUUUUUCUGAGUGAUGUUUUGUGAAUAAAAUUAAAAUGGAGGAACAAUCUGAAAAAACAUUUCUUUUACCUCACAAUGAUACACCAAAAUACGUUUUCAGUGUGGGAAGUUCAUCACCGAGAGUUUACCAACUUAGAAAAUUCCAGUGCUGCAUUUCGACAAUAUGUUUGAGUAUAUUUUUAGCCGUAUUUGUAGGGGCAAUAGUAUAUAUACUUAACUUACCUCCAUCUGAAAGUCCGGAAAUUCCUACAAACUCGACGACUGACUCUACGUCUAUAGAAAACAACUUAAUAUUUUUACUUGCACAACAAUUUCCGGUAGAGGAUAGGAACAUGACAACAAUAAAUGACAAUAACAGUAAAAACAGUGAAAUAGAUGAAAUAAUAAAUAGUAGUUUAAAAGCACUACAAAAUAAAGAUAACAAUGAAAAGAAUAUUCUGUCUUUGCCUUUAAAAAGUCCAGGGCAUCGACACCAAAUGGCUACUUCUACUGGCCAAAGAGCUCGGAAUAUUUCUAGAAUUGGUUUCAUUGAAGAUCACGCCACAAAACUACUACUAAAAAUGCAUCCUAGUUGGAAGUCCAAUAAGAUUUAUUACAAUACAACUAACACAAUUAUUACAAACUUUUGCAAAAAAGCUGAAAUGAACUGCAACCCAUAUCAAAAGUAUAGAUCAUACGAUGGAAGUUGCAAUAAUUUAAAAUAUCCUGGUCAAUUUGGAGUCUCAUUUCAACCCUUCAGACGAGCUUUACCUCCGGAGUAUGACGAUGGAAUUAAUAGUCCAAGAGGAUCUGAGCUUGUCAAAUUACCAUCUGCAAGAACUAUCAGCUUAGUAGUUCACAGACCGUAUUACCGAAGUGACAGAAAAUUUUCAGUUUUGUUGGCCGUUUGGGGUCAAUUUCUUGAUCACGAUAUAACGGCAACUGCUCUAAGUCAAAAAUCUGACGGCAGCUCCAUUUCUUGUUGCCAGAAUUCAAAUUAUAAGUCGCCAGAGUGUUUCCCAGUAAAGCUGGAUGACGGAGAUCCAUUUUUAGAGUAUAAUAUUUCGUGUAUUGAAUUCGUGAGAUCAGCAGCUGCUCCAAAAUGUUAUUUGGGACCCAGAGAACAGAUUAACCAAGUUAGCUCGUAUAUUGACGGAUCCGUUGUUUACAGUGCUGACGAAAAAACUGUAAAAAGUUUAAGAACUCUAGAGAAAGGCAUAUUGAAAAUGUACGUCACAAAUGAAAAUAGAACGCUUUUACCUAUAUCGGAGGAUAUGAAUGAUGGCUGUAAUAGAGAGGAACAAAGAAAAAAUGGCCGUUAUUGUUUCCUAACAGGUGAUGCUCGGGCUAAUGAAAAUCUCCAUCUGACUAGCAUGCACUUAAUUUGGGCACGAAAUCACAACUUAAUUGCAAGGAAGUUAUCCACUGUUAAUCCCAAUUGGAAUGAUGAAACGCUUUUCCAGGAGUCCAGAAAAAUAUUAUCUGCGCAAAUGCAACAUAUUACUUACAACGAAUUUUUACCAAUUUUACUAGGACCCAGAAUUAUGCAAAAAUUUGAAUUAUCACCAAAAGAUAAUGGAUAUUUCAAAAAGUACAACGAAUCAAUGGAUCCAUCUAUUGCAAAUAGUUUCGCAGCUGCUGCCUUUAGAUUUGCUCAUUCGAUAAUUCCAGGUUUGAUGAAGUUGUUGGCCAACGAUACGUCAAGUCCUGAUUACAUAUCCACUCAUCAAAUGUUAUUUGACCCGUUCAAAUUAUAUGACUCAGAAACAUUAGACAAAACCAUUCGAGGGGCUAUGAAUACCAGUAUUGAAGCAACUGACUCAUACUUCACUAAUGAGCUGAAACAACGAAUGUUUGAAAAACCGGAUGAAGUUAGAAAGAAUCCCAAAAUGUGCGGAUUGGAUCUGGUUUCUUUAAAUAUACAAAGAGGUAGAGAUCACGGUUUACCUCCCUACAUUAAGUGGAGAAACCACUGUGGUUUGCGACAAGUAACAAAUUUCGACGAGUUAAAAUCGGACUUCUUCACUGAUUCCUGGUACAAUGUCAAGUCAAUUUACAAAUCUGUCGACGAUAUUGAUCUGUACACCGGAGCACUCAGCGAGAUUCCAUUAGAAGAAAGCAUUUUAGGUCCAACGUUGACGUGUUUAAUUCUCGACCAAUUCGUAAGGCUGAAAUACGGCGACAGAUUCUGGUACGAAAAUCCACACACCAUACAAACAUUUUCAGAACAACAACUUAGGGAAAUACGAAAAACUAGCUUGGCAGGCAUCAUAUGCGAUAAUACGGAUCACAUAGAUAACAUUAAUCCGUUUGUGAUGGAAAGGCAGAGGAAAGGCAAUGAACAAAUUUCUUGUAAGGAAAUUCCCAAACCCAAUUUUGAAUACUGGAAAGAGAUACACGGUGAAGUGUCAGUGCCGCAUAGUUUUUUAAAUGUUAUUAAUAAAAAAAAUAAGUAACAUUUUUGGUUGUAAUUGUCGAAUAGUUGAAUAAUAAAAUAACUUAUAUUAAGU
Molecule: messenger RNA, 2565 nt
Organism: Aethina tumida (small hive beetle)
Lineage: Eukaryota; Metazoa; Arthropoda; Insecta; Coleoptera; Nitidulidae
Gene: cd
Product: peroxidasin homolog
Exons: 9
Coding region: 112-2511 (799 amino acids)
Biological process (GO): response to oxidative stress
Molecular function (GO): peroxidase activity; heme binding
Source: RefSeq, a predicted model, not a curated record